Messenger RNA from Pistacia vera, 2033 nucleotides. Its product is annotated as nuclear/nucleolar GTPase 2. Gene Ontology annotation, molecular function: GTP binding. The transcript has 11 exons. Lineage: Eukaryota; Viridiplantae; Streptophyta; Magnoliopsida; Sapindales; Anacardiaceae. Bases 41 to 1714 code for a protein of 557 amino acids. The record is from RefSeq and is a predicted model, not a curated record. Gene Ontology annotation, cellular component: nucleolus.
AAAAACCCUAAUUUUGUAGGGUGGGGUAAAGUACGCAGAGAUGGUGAAGACGAAAGAGAAGAAAGUCAAUGUGUCGGGUAAGCCGAAGCACUCGCUCGAUGCGAACCGGACGGAUGGGAAAACGGGCAGCCGUAGCGCCUCUACGGUUCGCCGCCUCAAGAUGUACAAUACGAGGCCAAAACGCGACCGUAAAGGAAAAGUUUUGAAGCAUGAGUUACAGUCUAAGGAGUUGCCCAACACUCGCAUACAACCUGACCGCCGUUGGUUUGGGAAUACACGUGUUGUAAAUCAGAAAGAGCUUGAAUUCUUUCGCGAGGAGCUCCAAAGCCGAAUGUCAAGUAGCUAUAAUGUCAUUUUGAGGGAGAAAAAGUUGCCAUUUUCUCUCCUGAACGAUCACCAGAAGCAAGCCAGAGUUCACCUUCUUGAUACUGAGCCUUUUAAAGAUGCAUUUGGACCAAAAGGAAAGAGAAAGCGUCCAAAGCUAUUGGCAACAGAUUAUGACUCUUUAGUUAAGAGAGCUGAUGGUUCUCAAGAUGCCUUUGAGCAGAAGUAUGGUGCUAGUACAUCUGCAGAAGGAAAUGAGGGAGAUGGAUUUAGGGAUCUGGUUCGGCAUACAAUGUUUGAGAAGGGUCAAAGUAAGCGUAUAUGGGGUGAACUGUACAAAGUAAUAGAUUCAUCAGAUGUUGUUGUUCAGGUUUUGGAUGCCAGAGAUCCUCAAGGUACUAGAUGUUAUCAUUUAGAGAGGCAUUUGAAGGAGCAUUGCAAGCAUAAACACAUGAUUCUUCUGUUAAACAAGUGUGAUCUUAUUCCUGCUUGGGCUACGAAAGGAUGGCUUAGAGUAUUAUCCAAGGAAUAUCCGAGUUUAGCCUUUCAUGCUAGCAUCAAUAAGUCUUUUGGCAAGGGUUCUCUGCUAUCAGUCUUGAGACAAUUUGCCCGCUUAAAGAGUGACAAGCAGGCUAUAUCUGUUGGUUUUGUUGGGUAUCCCAAUGUUGGAAAGUCGUCAGUUAUCAACACACUGCGUACAAAGAAUGUAUGCAAGGUUGCUCCUAUUCCGGGGGAGACUAAGGUGUGGCAGUAUAUAACACUCACAAAAAGGAUCUUCUUGAUUGACUGUCCUGGAGUUGUUUAUCAGAGUAAAGACACUGAAACAGAUAUUGUACUAAAGGGAGUGGUCCGUGUAACAAAUUUGGAGGAUGCUGCUGAACACAUAGGAGAAGUCUUAAAACGUGUCAAGAAGGAGCACCUCAAGAGAGCAUAUAAGAUAGCAGACUGGAAAGACGAAAACGAUUUUCUACUUCAGCUCUGCAAAUCAACUGGUAAGCUUUUGAAGGGUGGUGAACCUGAUGUAAUGACAGCGGCAAAGAUGAUCCUUCAUGACUGGCAGAGAGGUAAGAUUCCUUUCUUUGUUCCGCCUCCACGACAAGAUGAAUCCACGGAUGAACCCAAUGUGUAUGGGAUAACUGAGGAGGCAGUUGCAGAUAGUAAUCAAGCAUCUGCGGCUCUCAAAGUCAUCAAUUCUGUGAUGUUGUCCCAGCAGGAAAAAAGUGUUCCUGUUCAGAAGGAUCUCUUCAGUGAGGAUGAAUUGAAUGUUGAACUUGAGACAGCAAAUCAUCCUCAAGCUAGCGAUGAUGACACUGAUGAUCAUCCUGCAGCCUCUAACGAUGAAGAUCAGCUUUCAUCUUCUGACACUGAAAUAGAUGAAGAUCAGCCUUAAACAAGUGACUCCUAGAUUGCUGUCCUAGCAAACAGAUGAAAAAGCCUGAGAAAACCGGGUUAUUUUUAUAUGAAAAAGAAAAUGGAAAAUUCAGUUUUGUAAUCUUUUCUUUUUUAAUAUUUAAUUUUAAAUUAAGUGAAAUUGCUAGUAUUCCAAGUGAGUUGUUAGUUUAUAGGCGUUCUCAUCAAGCCCAAAGCUAAAUUAGAGAGACUUGUGUCUUCGUUUCCUUUCGUGAGUUUGGUUGAGCCAUUGGGUUCUAGCAAAAAGUGUAGACAAAUUUGAGUAUUUAUAAAGUAAUUCCAUAAAACCCUUUUCAUGA